AUGGCGCCCAGUGGAGAUGUUUGGCUAUCAGAUUAUGACGUGUGUGCACGAGAAGCACAGGAAAUAAUUGAGAAGAUAAAUGAAAGAAACAGAUUGUUGCGGACUGGGUCAAGUCACUCUAAAAUUUCAGGAGAAAUACGCUUAGCCCUUCGACAGUUUUCAAGAUAUCUGAACAAUUUGAAACAGGAUCUCAUGAGAGCAUCUACGUCUUACCAUCUAACACAGAGAGAGUUUGACAGAAGGCAAGAUAUGCUAGACAACCUUAUAUCAAAAGAGAAACAGUUGAAUGAUGCUUUUUUAAAUGAUUCCCAUGGAAAUGCUGGAAGAACCAGUUUAUUGCACCAAGGACCUAGAGGUACUUCCUUCAACCCAUUUGACCAGGAAGAACCAGAGGACACAAGGACAAUGACAGUAACUGACAUUAGAAGUCAACAGCAACAGAUAAUCCAAGAACAGGAUCAAGGAUUGGAGGCUCUAUCGCAGGUCAUAUCCAGACAGAAACAAAUGGGUCAGCAUAUCGGAGAUGAACUAGAUGAACAUAAUGAAAUUAUUGAUGAUUUAACAAGUCACAUAGGUCGUACAGACCAAAGAUUAUUGAAGGAAACGAAGCACAUUAAAAAAGUGGAUAAGAAGAGUGGAAACUGUGCUAUGAUGGUGAUCAUCGUGCUGCUUCUAAUUGCCAUUGUCAUCGUUGCUGUUGUGCCUUUUCAUUGACUACUGGAUGGACAUGUUAUUCAUCAAUAUAUGGGCAGCUAUAACUAUAAACUGAGACAGGUAGAGCACAAUGUGAUACAGGUGUAGUCUAUGUUGUUACCGUUGGACAUGGGAUAUCAGAACUUUACAAUCGCCAUGCAUCCACGUUGUCUUUACAAAUUGCAUUUCUUACAUCCUAUCGAGCCCUAAUUACAAUAACUAUGUAUUAAAG
This is a messenger RNA of Saccoglossus kowalevskii, 925 nucleotides long. Its product is annotated as syntaxin-8-like. Gene Ontology annotation, molecular function: SNARE binding; SNAP receptor activity. Gene Ontology annotation, biological process: intracellular protein transport; vesicle fusion. Gene Ontology annotation, cellular component: endomembrane system; SNARE complex. Lineage: Eukaryota; Metazoa; Hemichordata; Enteropneusta; Harrimaniidae. The record is from RefSeq and is a predicted model, not a curated record.